AUGGUUUUUCCAGCUCUUGACAUUUUGUACUGUCGGAGCAGCUUCUCACACCCGUGCACCACCAUACUCAGUGCGUUUGAUAUACCCCAGCAAAUGAGAACCCACCAUCUUUCACUGUUUAUGUCUCGUCCAGUUUCUGCUGCAGUUGCGCUUGGGGCAGCUGCAACUUGCAUAUUCAAAACGCCCACCAUCCACAAUGAUCUGAAACGAAGAUUUUACGAGGACGAAGCGUCUGUUAACCCAGUGCCAGGAACCACUAUUCCCAGCACAGAAACACAACAAGAAAUCUUGGGUCCUCGCUCAGUAAUCAACGGCGUGACAGUCAGAUCCAUUUCCUCUUUUGAGUCGGCGUUCCGCAGUUUGCGGGAGACUGUGACACGUGCUGUGACGGCCACGCAAGACUACUUGGACGAAGGAAAAGUGAAAAUGUAUCAAGCUGAACGAGACGUGACAGGCACCGUUAGUGCAUUGCACGACAGAAGAGAAGACCUUCUACCAAACUCGAUCUACAUUGUGAUUGCAUCUCUUUCGGGAAACAUCAUGGCGCGUCAACGAGGUGUUUUGGCCAAGGUUUUCUUCCCAGUAGGUUUGGGUUUGGCAUCGUUCAAGUACUUUUUGCCUCAGACCUUCAGCAACACUAUGGGCUUCCUCUGGAAGGUGGAGCAGCGGUCCAUGCCCGCACUUGCCACCACGCAAGUUGCUGCGUUGGAAAAGACCGAGCGUCUUGUCAACCAAGUAGAGCAAACUGCAGUGAGUGGCCAGGAGAAAGUUUCAGGCAGCAUGGAAUCUUUACGCAAGAAGAUCAUCACUGCCACGGGGUUGAAUUUAGACGAGGAGGUGUCGAAGAAGUAG
Molecule: messenger RNA, 852 nt
Organism: Clavispora lusitaniae ATCC 42720
Lineage: Eukaryota; Fungi; Ascomycota; Pichiomycetes; Serinales; Metschnikowiaceae
Biological process (GO): cristae formation
Cellular component (GO): MICOS complex; mitochondrial crista junction
Source: RefSeq, a predicted model, not a curated record